Messenger RNA from Guyanagaster necrorhizus, 690 nucleotides. RefSeq lists its product as uncharacterized. Lineage: Eukaryota; Fungi; Basidiomycota; Agaricomycetes; Agaricales; Physalacriaceae. Bases 22 to 621 code for a protein of 199 amino acids. The transcript is spliced from 6 exons. The record is from RefSeq and is a predicted model, not a curated record.
GUGACCUUUGUCUCGUGCAAGAUGGAGUCUGAAUCAUUACCACUCCCUACCAUGUCUGUCCUCCAGGAUCUCCCUGAAAAUGUGGCCCAGCUCUUGUCUGUCUCGAAAAUUCUGCUCUCGCAGGCCGUCGAUGUCCUCGACAAUCACCUCAUGUCGGAUGAGCAGCUGACCGUCAAUUCUCAAUACUUGCAUGGCUCAACAAUAGGAAAACAUAUUCGACACGCGAGAGAUCAUUUUGAGCUACUCCUCGCAUGCAUUGCGACACCUCCUCCAUAUGUCCUCUGCUAUGACACAAGGAGCCGCAAUACCCCCAUGGAAAGCAGUCGCUCAGCAGCAAGGGAGUCUCUGCUAGAAACUAUUCGUCUUCUGGAAGAAAAAGUGCCCACUGUCGAUUUUCAGGCCCCAAUAACGCUCAAUGCCGUUACCCCACACAUGCAGACCUUUGAAACGACAUUCGGAAGAGAGCUAUGGUUUGCAGGGCUGCACUGCAUUCAUCACUGGUCAGUAGUCAGGGUGAUGGCAGGAGAGCUGGGUAUCAAAUUAUCAGAUGAUUUUGGCUUUGCCCCUUCGACCCUUCUUUACCAAGACCGCGUGGCGCCUCUAGGCGUGGCCAAGUAUUAGAUUGUUUCUACACGUUUUUCUUUCGCUUUCUUGUUCUGUUGCAGCUGUAUAUGAGUAAUAAAAUUCCGG